Lottia gigantea (owl limpet) is the source of this 945-nucleotide messenger RNA. RefSeq lists its product as hypothetical. The transcript is spliced from 6 exons. NCBI's taxonomy places the organism in Eukaryota, Metazoa, Mollusca, Gastropoda, Lottiidae. The record is from RefSeq and is a predicted model, not a curated record. The annotation marks the transcript as partial.
AUAUUUAGUGGUGAAUAUGGUAGUGAAACAGAAAAUAAGUUAGAAUUUGAAGUCAAUCAAAUUAAAGAUAGAAAAGAUCGAGUAUCGCUGGCUAAGUAUAAAUGGAAUAACAGUCGUGUUCUGUUACAACAUGCGUGUAAUCAGUUAGCUCUGGCUGUACGAAGAUGGUAUGAUCUACCACAACUAAGUGCUCAAAAUGUUCAACAUAAAUAUCAAAUGGCAACUGAAUGUAGAAAUAACUUAAUAGCAGCCAGUCAAAAUAUAACCAGUGCACAACGUUAUUUAUCUAAUAUCAAAUUUCCAUAUUGUGAACGAUCAGAAAUUGAUACUUUAAACAGGGCCUGUAAUAAUAUCUAUGUUGAUAUGCAGACCCCUGAUAGACAUCACCAUGCUUAUCAAUGUUAUAGUGUGACACAUAAACGUGCUGCAGCCCUGUUACAGUGGUUUAACAAUGUAAUUGAAAGUACAAUAGAUAAAGAUGUCAAACAAUUAUCAGAGUUAUAUAACAAAAAAUCUACAGAAUUACGACAGGAGAGAUUGAGAUUAAUCAAAGAAAGAAUGGGAGAUAAAUUUGGUGAUCUCGGAAUGGCUGAAGGAGCACCAUCUCAAACAAAACAGAAUGAAAUGGUACAAGAAGAAGUGGUCCAACCAGAUUUGGUGAAAACUGAAGAUGGCAAGGUGAGAGAAAUGGAUUAUUUAAUUAAUACCCUGACACCUGAUGAAGCCUCACCUAGUGCUCCUACUCCUCUACCAUUGGAAGAAUUGGCUCCAGCUCCAUCAACAGAGGAACUCUUUGGUAACAUUGAACAAUUGAGAAAACAGCAUGAACAAGAAAUGAAAGAAUUUGAAAAAGCUCAGGAAAUGAAUAAAGCGAGAAUGGAGCAAGGUUUACAAGAUAAAUUAAGAGAGAGAAGAAUUAGACGCGACAGAAAAACAGAAAGUUAA